GUCUCUCUCUCUUCCUUGCUCUCGCUCUCUGGAGCUUCCUUUCCCACUUCCCUCUCCACUUUCCCUUCUCCUUCACUCCUCUCUCUCUCUCUCUCUCUCUCCCCCUCUCUCUGACAUCUCGCGCCAUCGAUUUCAGAGACUUCUCUUCGAUUCCCGGCCUGGUUUUGUCCCGUCCAUCAAUUCGAUCUCCGAUAGCAGUGACACCUCCGCGGCGGGCCGAAGCUCCGGGAGAUGAGCAAAGAACAACCGCCGGAGCCUCUGGAUUUCUUCAUUUGGACUGUCGAGGAUGUUGGGUUGUGGUUGGAACAGAUUAACUUAGGUAGCUACCGUCAAGUUUUUAAAGAGAAUGGUGUCAAUGGAGAGUACUUGGAAGGCAUGUCCAUGUUCACGACAGAGCAGAUCCUUCGGUUUAUAAGGCGGUGCCACAUGAAAUGGGGAGACUUCAUCACUCUCUGUAAAGAGCUCCGCAGAAUCAAAGUUGCCUGUCUGAAAGGGGAGCAGCAGGUGCGCAGGCCGUGGUGGGCCCCAUCCUGCCUCUCGGUUUUCUUCGUGAAGGUGGCAAAGCGCAACCGGCAGUCGAGAGUCGUCUCGCUCAAGUUGGAGCCGUGAUGCGAGAAGCCGCCUACAUCAUUACAUGUACCUAAUUUUAGUUUUUCUUUUUCCUUCUUCUUAGAGCAAAGAAAUGGAAAGAAAUUAGUCCUGUGUGGUCUUUGGGAUCAAGUACAAGGUUUAGCCCGCGAUAGUUCUUCUUUGGAGAACUGUCUCUUAUGUACAAUUUUGAGUUUUCGACCGACUUUCAUAGUGUAUUAUUUGUGUUAUGAUGUUCUGAAAUGUAAAGACUUAAAAACGAAUGUUUACCGUGUAAGUGCUUGUAGCCUACUAUAUAAGAUGCAAUACAUCUCCGACUACGUACUUGAUC
Molecule: messenger RNA, 919 nt
Organism: Punica granatum (pomegranate)
Lineage: Eukaryota; Viridiplantae; Streptophyta; Magnoliopsida; Myrtales; Lythraceae
Source: RefSeq, a predicted model, not a curated record